Hemibagrus wyckioides is the source of this 5094-nucleotide messenger RNA. It is a transcript of the gene ttf2, whose product is annotated as transcription termination factor, RNA polymerase II. The record is from RefSeq and is a predicted model, not a curated record. Gene Ontology annotation, molecular function: zinc ion binding; ATP-dependent chromatin remodeler activity; ATP binding. The coding region runs from base 13 to 3501 and encodes 1162 amino acids. NCBI's taxonomy places the organism in Eukaryota, Metazoa, Chordata, Actinopteri, Siluriformes, Bagridae. The transcript has 23 exons.
UAUUCUAGCAAAAUGGAAAGAGUUCUUUGUGAACGGCACGGCAACAUUUGCUUUCUGAAGACUGGAAUGAAGGAAGGACCGAAUAAGGGGAAAAGCUUCUAUAUUUGCACCGGGCGGGAUGCGACACCGUGUGAUUUCACACAGGCUGCUGAACUGCCAGCUUCUCACUGUCUCCGUCAUGAAGAUGCUCUGGUUGAACUUCAGACGUUAGCUCACAGUACAACACAAGGCACUUAUAGGCUGCUGUAUCGCUGUGUAGUAGGAAAGGAAGAGGGGCAGAAGUGGUGUGGGAGUAUUCCAUGGACAGAGAAAGCUACUACAAAGAGUUUUUUGCCAGAGAACAAGAAACAGCCUUCCAGUCUUCCUCCUGUUAAAAAUCCUUUCAAAGCCCCCAGCAAAGUAGACAAAAGCUCAGAGUGGAAAAAGCUUCAAGAAGGAGAGGUAAAGACAUUGGGGAAGUCUGUAGAGAGGGAGAGCUCUAAGAAAAGCACCACUGAUGAAAUUCCCAAAAAGAAAGCAGAGAAAGAAUCAGACGAUCAAAGCAAGUCGAAUGGUGCAAAUGUCAGAGAGGGUGAGGCAGUGAGGUCUGAGCAUUCUGAAUCCUGGAGAGAGAAAAAACUUCCUCCUGGAAUGAAGAUAAAGAAGCGAUCUUCUGAUGAAGAUAAGAAAUCUCACAGCAGUAGUGAGGUGACUGCAGAAGGAGCUGAAGCUACGGAGAGUUCUAAUAGUAGCACUAAAUGUGAAAAUGUCAAUGAAAAGCAAACGGAGAAAGAGACCAAAUCGCAAAACCUCCAAAGCCAUGAAAAAGACGAGAGAUCAGCUCCAUGUCAAAACCAAACUAAACAGAAAACUGAUGGACACAGUCCUCAUUUAUCUUCUAGGAAGACAUCUACAUCAAAUACAGACACUGAGGCAGGUCAGAUUUCUAAAAAUGCUCCAAAAAAAGACAGUCAGUCCAGCCCAGGUUUACCAUUAGAAGGUGUUUCAGCUUCACUGAAGCCGGAUAUAAAUAGUGUCCAGAAGAAAACAGUGACAUCACCUUUUGGAGAGUGGAGUGAUGAUGAUGAUGAUGAUGAUGAUGAUGAUGAUGAUGUCCAGCUGGUUUCAGUUCAGCCAGGCUCUCAGCAGAUUUCCUCAGUUCCAGCUGCACCGUUGCAGAAAACCCUUACCUCCUACCCAGGCUUUCAGCUUGUAUCAAAGGGAAAAAACCAAGACGAUGACCCCACAGCAAUCCAUAACCAGCUCACAGCCCAGCUUAAACAAAAGAAGGCCACUCUGUCAUCAGUUAAUGUGUCUGCCCUGCCUGAUAAAGGAGAGAGGCUGAAGAGUCAAGUGAAGCAGCUGGAAGAGGCUCUGGAUGCUUUAAGUCUGACCGGUGUUGCUCUUACUGGCUCUCAAGAUGUAGGCAGUGAAGCAGAGAAAAAUCCCAAACCCAGUCAUUCCAAUCCUUUUAACCGUGCAGGGGGCACUGUUCUCCUGGCAGAGGCUCCAGUCCAUUUUCAGCCAAACUCCUCUGCUAGCUCACUGGGCCUGCAGCUCAGUCAGGGCUACUCACAAAUGUAUGGAGUGAAUCCUCAAAACCAGGCCUUCUAUGGUGGCAGGAUGACAGAGAGCAGAAUGUUCGCUGUGCGUAAUGCCACAACGGAGGCCAUUGACCACCUCCAUCACUCACUGGAGUCUUGCCCUUCUACAGACACUGAGGCACAGGAUCCCAAAGGAAUAAAGGUCCAGUUGUUGCCACAUCAGAGAAAAGCCCUGGCCUGGCUGCUGUGGAGAGAAACACAAAAGCCCUGCGGGGGUAUUCUGGCUGAUGACAUGGGUCUGGGGAAGACCCUCACUAUGAUCGCUCUCAUUCUGUCCCAGAAGAAGAAGGAGGAGAAAGACUCACAGCUGGAGGGAUGGAUCUCCAAAACUGACUCGACUUUGGUGACGUCUUGGGGAACUCUGAUCAUCUGUCCUGCCUCUCUGGUGCAUCACUGGAAGAAAGAGAUAGAGAGACGCGUGAAGAGCAGUCGCCUGAGUGUGUAUCUCUACCACGGGCCUAACCGACAAAGGAGCGCGAGCGUUUUGGCUGAACAUGAUGUGGUGAUCACUACGUACAGCCUGGUUUCCAAAGAGAUCCCAGUUCAGAAAGAGGAGGCUGAACAGCCCAGUCAGGACACUGAGCCUGUGGGGUCUGAGCUGCCUCCUCUCCUGCGUGUAGCCUGGGCUCGUGUGGUUCUUGAUGAGGCUCACAACAUUAAGAACCCUAAAGUGCAGACUUCCAUGGCUGUGUGUAAGCUGCGGGCUAAAGCACGCUGGGCCGUCACUGGUACCCCCAUCCAGAACAACCUGCUGGAUAUGUACUCGCUGCUGAAAUUUUUGAGAUGCUCUCCAUUUGAUGAAUACAAGCUGUGGAAGGCUCAGGUAGACAAUGGCUCUAAGAGGGGAGGAGAGAGGCUUAAUAUUCUCACCAGGUCCCUGCUGCUGCGCAGGACCAAAGACCAGCUGGACUCUACAGGCAAGCCUCUGGUGUCUCUGCCUGACCGGAGCUGUAAGGUUCACCGGAUAAAACUGUCAGAGGAUGAGCAGUCUGUUUACGAUGUGGUGUUUGCACAGUCCAGGUCCACCCUCCAGUCCUAUCUGAAGAGGCAUGAGGGAAGAGACACUAAACAUGGAGAUGGCAGCAAUCCCUUUGACAAAGUUGCGCGGGAGUUUGGUAUGUCUCAGCAGGAUUCUGUGUCCUCGUCUCAGCAACCUCAGGUUUCCAGCACCAUCCACAUCCUGUCCCUGCUGCUGCGCCUCAGACAGUGCUGCUGUCACCUGUCCCUGCUGAAGAAGACGCUGGAUCAGUCAGAGCUGCAGGGAGAUGUGAUUGCUCUGUCUCUGGAGGAGCAGCUGUGUGCUCUGUCUUUGUCUGAAUCCUCUAGCUCGGAUCACAAAGCCACGGUUUCCCUCAACGGCAGCCGGUUUCGUUCCGAGAUUUUUGAGGAGAGCCAAGAGAGUACUAAGAUUUCAGCCAUCUUCACAGAGUUGAAAGAAAUCCGUAAGAAAAAUCAGAAAAGUGUAAUUGUGUCCCAGUGGACCAGUAUGCUGCACAUUGUAGCUGUUCACCUGAAGAAGCUGGAUCUGCACUUCAGUGUCAUUGAUGGUACAGUGAACCCUAAACGACGCAUGGACCUGGUGGAUGAAUUUAACACUAACCCUAAAGGACCUCAGGUAAUGCUGGUGUCCUUAUGUGCCGGAGGAGUGGGUAUUAAUCUGAUUGGUGGGAAUCAUCUGUUCCUCAUAGACAUGCACUGGAACCCUGCACUGGAAGACCAGGCCUGUGACAGAAUCUACAGAGUGGGACAAUGCCGUGAUGUCACCAUUCACAGAUUUGUGUGUGAGGGCACAGUAGAGGACAAGAUCUCCUCUCUGCAGGAGAAGAAGAAGGAGCUGGCCCAGAAAGUCCUGUCUGGAACCGGGUCCUCGUUUACCAAGCUCUCAUUAGCAGACCUCAGGGUUAUCUUUGGUGUGUAACAUAUAACAUGGAUGUAAUCUUCAGGUCAGCUCUGAAUUAUGUCUUUCACUUUUAUCGAUGCCUUAGCCAUGUUUAAUUGCCUUAGACCAAUGUCUGAACUGUAUCUAUGUGAUAUUACUUUUUUUUUUAAUUAAAUAAAUAUAUACUGACUGAAAAAAAAUAAAUAAAUCACUGAUUCUCAGUCACAUCCUGGAGCACCACAUGACACCUGAUUCAUUUUUAUGUAGAGCUUUAGAGGAUGCAUAUUUAAGCUACUAGAACUCAGCUGAUACUGAACAUCCUGCAGGUGUAGUUCAUUUUUCUCCAAGAUACUCUUGGUAUAUAUUUCUGAUGGUUAAGCAAAAUACUAUCUAUUAAAGUGACACUUGAUCCAAUUUACCAACAAUAAAAAAGUGAAUUAUAACUAUACUGACAAACGUUUUAGGACACCCCUCCAAAUCAUUGAAUUCAAGGGUUGGACUUGGCCCCUUAGUUCCAGUGAAAGGAACUCUUAAUGCUUCAGCAUACCAAGACAUUUUGGACAAUUUCAUGGCUCACAGUCUCCACUCUAAUUCAUCCCAAAGGUGUUCUAUCAGGUUGAGGUCAGGACUCUGUUCAGGCCAGUGAAGUUCCUCCACAUGAAUCUCACUCAUCCAUGUCUUUAUGGACCUUGCUUUGUGCACUGGUGUGCAGUCAUGUUGGAACAGGAAGGGGUCAUCCCCAAACUGUUCCCACAAAGGUCGUAGCAUGAAAUUGUGCAAAAUGUCUUGGUGUGCUGAAGCAUUAAGAGUUCCUUUCACUGGAAUGAAGGGGCCAAUGCGAACCCCUAAAAAAAAUUCAGUGAUUUGGAGGGGUGUCCCAAAACUUUUGGCAAUAUAGUGUAUGUGACCAAGGGAAUUAUUGAAAAAGAAAAUUCAGCAUGUAGUCUGGGCAAUAUUUCUUUUUAAAAAUAAUAAAUAAAAACAAAUACAACAUUUUUCAACAGAUUUAGCACAAUUUUCAUUUCUACGAAAGAAUCAGUUAGACCCAGUAUUCGAUUUAAGGAACUUUAAUGUGCAGAACUGUGUUGUUUUUUAAACCCAGGUUUAACUUUGCCUAAAACCUCAUUUGAUUAAAGCCCAACCUGUCUGAGAUUUCUAAAACUGAGCUGUAAAGGUGUGCUGGCGCCCUCUAGUAGACAUGAUGUACUAUUUGGCCUUCUCUUUUGGUUUUAUACAACUAUGUUUCUAGGUCAGUAUAUAUUGAUUAAUGUAGGGUGAGUUCAGAAUUUGACUUAACAGUUUACAUUUUUGAAUAAAUUUCUGAAAUGUUCAGGAUGUUGACUAUCUCCCACUGAAAAAUAAAUGCAUCUCCAUGUGAGAUCCAUGUGUGUUUUUAUUGAAGAAUACCCUUCCCUGUCGUCAAAACCAGUUUAAUGGCAUGUUUGCUAAUUUAGGUAGGACUUGGUUUUCACUCUGUCACUUGUUUAAUACAUUAUUUAUAUUAUUUACUUAUUCCUGGAAUCAAUAUCUCAUAUAUUAGUAACGUUACAUGAAAAAAUAUUUUCCAAAUUUAUAAACAUAUUCUUAUACUGUAUGAAAAUAGCAGAUUGCAUCUUAUGAAGUAACCUGACA